CCAGUGAAGAAGCAGCAGAGUGAAAGAGCUGGGACGGUGCCUCCUGGCUGAGCCACCGGUGAAGGCAAGCUCAUGAAGCUCCCUGCUCUUGUCCGUCUUGUUCUCCUGGCCCUGCUUCCCCUAGCCAGGGCUGAGUCCUGCUCCUCAGAGAUGAACAGCAUCAAGGACCUCCUUGAGGUCAACUGCACGGGGCAGGGUCUCAGCACAGUGCCCUCGGCCCUGCCCAAGGACACAGGCAUCCUGCUGCUCAAUGCCAACCGCCUGGAGUCCGUCUCCACUGCCGCCUUCGUGCCUCUCACCGUGCUGCAGGACCUCGACUUGUCAGAAAAUGGGCUGGUGGCUCUGCACACAGGGUCCCUGCUGCCUUCCCUGAAAGAACUGAUCCUGUCUCGCAAUUCCCUGAGGGCCUUGCCCACCCUGGAAGGUCUGCCCUCUCUCACCCGCCUGGCCUUGGCUCACAACUGCCUGGACAUGCUGGCCUCAGGGGCUUUCCGUGCCGUGCCAAAGCUGCAGGACCUGGACCUGCGAGGCAACCAGCUGCGGACUCUCCCGCCGCAGGCCUUUGCAGGAUUGGGAGACCUCAAGGACUUGGACCUCUCUGACAAUGUCCUUGAGGAGCUGCCCAAGGAGCUGCUGCAGGACCUGAAGAAUCUCCACACCCUGUGGCUCUCGGGCAACCGUCUCCAGACUCUGCCCACAGGCUUCUUCCCUGAGGACCACUACUUUCCGUACGUUUUCCUCACUGAGAACCCCUGGCACUGCAACUGCAGUCUGCUGUACCUACGAGGCUGGAUCCGGCUGAAUGAGGUGAGUGUUUACCAUCCCGAACGUGGACUGGACAAGACAAAGGUGGAGGUGGCCCCAGAGAAGGUGCUGUGCCACAGCCCUCCGGAGCACUUGCAACAGCCAGUCAUGCGGUUCAAGCCUGACUGUGGCAAUAUGGGGGAUGCUGAUGAGGAAGAAGAGGAUUACUAUGGCAAUGAGGAGGUAACUGCGGAGGCAACUGCCAAGAUGGCCUCCUCCCCCCCACAUUCUACCACUCCUGAAGAACACAGCACGCCCACCUUAGCUACCACCCAGCCUCCCCUCAGCAGCUCUGGGAGCUCCACACUCAUCCCAAGCACUUGGGUUGCAAUCCCCCAAGCUCCCAGCACCGCUGCCCCUGAGCCAGCCACUCCAGCAGCUCUGACUACCCUCACCCAUGCCACCAUUCAGCCUGCCAGCCCUGCCACCUCCCCUACUAUGCCUGGGAGCUCCACCACCCUCCUCUCGACCCCCUCGUUGGCCAUCCCGACAACCACCGGACCUGCUGCCACCAGCUCCUCUGCUCCAGCCACUCUCACCACUGGUGCUGCCAGCACCCAUACCCCUUUCUCGGUUUCUGUCGGCAUGGUUUUCAUCACUUCUACUAUGGCACCUUCCUCUCCCACGUCGGACACCUCUGCCCCCAUCAAAUCUUCAUCUUCUCCACUGACCAUGCCGGUGAUCUCCAGCAGCAUGUCGGUGCUUUCCACUCACCUUCUGGGCACCACCCACCUCCCACAGUCUGUCCCGGUCCCACUUUGUCCCUGCUCCAUGCUGGCACCAGCUGUGCCUGUGCUGCACUCACGGGCAGUCGGUGAGGGCCCACAGUGGGGCCGAUGGGUGCUGAACCAUUGCUGCCUGCUGCACUGGGUGCUCUACCUGGCCUCCCUGGCUUUGCUGCUCCUUUCUGUGUUGGCUCUGGUGGGCUGCCUGGUGUGGUUGUGCCUGGUGGGGUGGCCCUCUUGGCACAAGUCCUCCCUGCAUGUGAAAACGAUGCAGCCCCCACUGCUGGGGAGGACACAGUCAGCAGAAGGUCCUGUGAUGCACCUCCGCAGCCUCAUCGGCCCCUCACAGCAACACACUUUCUGUACCAUCAAGGAAGUGCAGCUGUGCCCUGACCUUGCAACAUCCUACACUUACUGCACCAUUAAAGACCUGGUGCUGCACCACAGUCCUCCUGCAAAGUCAUCCUUCUGCACCACAAAGGAGCUGUGGAUCCAGCCCCACCCUCUGAAUGCUCCUGUCAAGCCUUUCUCGCAGAAGCUGAUGCUCCCAAAGCUCGGCUUGCCGAGGACCCCUUCUGCCUACAGCCUUGACAGGGGUCUCAAGGCCAUUGGCACGGUCAGAGUGAAAUAUGCUGACAACACCUUGUGAAUGUUUCUGUUGGUUCAGAGGAAGGGAUGGGGGGUGAUGCUUUGUCACGUUCUCUUUCGCAAGGGGAUGGUGUGGUUGCUCCCUAGAGGGAAGCUACCUCCUUCCCAUAGCACUUCUCUCAUGCCUCCUCUGCUCGCUAGAUAGAAUUACUUGCGUAUGGGGGGAAGAUUUCCUCCCAGACCAGUCAGUGAUAUUUUGGGGCUGACACUGGCCUGGUUUCUGGACAAGCUUAGGAAUGGGGACCUUGCUUUAUGCAUAAUGUCCUAGCGCACAUAAAGAUGCACUAAAGCACGUGAAGAUGCACUAUCCUUUCAAACCACUACCAGGCAGUUUUG
Rhea pennata is the source of this 2513-nucleotide messenger RNA. RefSeq names its product platelet glycoprotein Ib alpha chain-like. Gene Ontology annotation, molecular function: protein binding. The record is from RefSeq and is a predicted model, not a curated record. The transcript is spliced from 2 exons. Gene Ontology annotation, cellular component: plasma membrane. Lineage: Eukaryota; Metazoa; Chordata; Aves; Rheiformes; Rheidae. The coding region runs from base 73 to 2178 and encodes 701 amino acids.